Messenger RNA from Platichthys flesus (European flounder), 2409 nucleotides. RefSeq lists its product as uncharacterized. NCBI's taxonomy places the organism in Eukaryota, Metazoa, Chordata, Actinopteri, Pleuronectiformes, Pleuronectidae. The record is from RefSeq and is a predicted model, not a curated record. The transcript has 3 exons. The coding region runs from base 797 to 1858 and encodes 353 amino acids.
GACAACGUCCGUCCCGCUACGUGCUGCGUCAUAACGGCGUGCUUCUGUUGCCGAGCAACCGCAAACUCCACUGAGUAGAGGACACGAAGCGAAGGGUGAGGUUUUAGUUUUAUUAUGGAUUCUUCUCAGUUUAUAACGCUGUGAUUAUUUAUAUUACACAAAUGUAUAAAGUAGGAUGUGUGUGGCCAUGUAUGUAAAGAUGUUUUAUCAAAGCGGUAUAUUAUGUUAUUAAACAGGACGAAACAAGUAGAUCUGUCAAAUAGUUUAUGAACCAUGGUAAGGUUUUAAAGAAUGUAUCGUGGAGGUAGGCUGAUAUUGUCUUGCUUGGUUUAACCAUGAAACAUAUCACUGUAUUUGUUUGUUUUAUUAUUAUUACUAUUGUAUUUAUACUCACUAUUAUUAGCUGCUGUUCACAAUCUCAAGCUUGUCAGUGUAUAGGGGAGGAGUUGGGAGAAUAUGAGGUUAUAUAAAGGUUGGGUGUGUUUCAGGUCCUUUGAGUCUAUACUGACAUACCUACAUUUGUUUAGCACUGAAACUAUGAUGCAGAAGCUUUUUUGCUGAUGAAGGUUUAAAGGCCCCUCCUUAUCCUUCAGGAUGAAUUCCUAAAAAAAGCAAAAAAAACAUCCAUCUAUCUAUCCACACAUUUAUCAAUCAUCCACCAUUCUUUAGCCCACUCAAUAAAUGGUUUAAUGGCUCUUGGAUCCAGUUAUAAAUGGCAGUCUUUUUCGAUAGUAUUAUUAUUUGUUAUUGGUAAUCAUGUAUUUAUUCCUUUUGUAAUUUCAACCCCUAAGCAAAGAUGCCCCGCUCUGCAGCCAAGUCCCAAGCCUCCAAGAGUAGACGGAUGUCAUCCGUCCCAGUGACCCCACUUCCGACGUUGGAGCAGGAAGUUAUUCCUGGUCGCUUAACCCAAACCCAGUGGAAUAAGGUGUUGGUGCAGGAGGAAAAUGAUGAGAUAGUUGGGGAGAUUAUAGAUGAACUGAUGAGCAAAGUCAUGGACGGCUGUUUGCAGGUGUACGUUGAAAGACAGCUAGUACCUUUUUCCACAUCUUGGGCCAAGAACUACCUCACACAGAUGUUAGAGCAACAAAUCAUGUGCCCAGAUGAGGGAGAAGGACCAGAGGAAGCAUCUAAAACUGAAGACACAGAGCCAAUGCCAUCAGUCAUCGAUUCCUGGGCUCAAGGAUGUGUGCCUGUUGUCUAUGCUCUGCCUCCAUUUUCGUAUCCUUCUUCUGCACAACAGGAGGCGGACGUUGUUCAGGUCUCAGCACAAACAGGACCAGGAGACGACCAGCAAUGUGAUGCAAUGGCCCGAACAAAAAGCUCUCCAAAGCAACCUGACAGGGAAACAAGCCCCAGGAAGCCUGUCAAUAACAAGCAAUGUAAAGUGCUUAUUCCUCGGCCCCCACUGAAAAUUGAUGUUAAGAAAAGGCAACAAUUUUAUUUUCCACCUAAACCUGUUGCAGAUAAACUGCCGCCCAUUCUAUCCUGUUCAGUAUUAAAAAAGGAUGUGGAGGUAGAGGAUAAAAGAGGAAUAUAUUGUGUUUAUAACAAUAUGGCUGGGCCAUCAUAUCAGUUUAAGAAAUACCAAUCCAUACCAAGACUUGAUUCCUCAUCCCUGCCUCGACACGCCAUCUUUCCUCAGUAUGAGAUUGUCGACAGGGACCAAGCAAAUCCCAAGAAACCAAGUCGAUUAUCCAAACUAGAGCCAAAAUACAACAAGCAAAAAAGUGAUUGGACAGUAACAACGGUGAUGCCACUGACAAGCUCCAAGAAUAUGCCUGCAAAGUUUCACAGGAGAAAUGAGGCAGAUGUCUUUCUGAAGAAAUUGUCUCCCUUGAGAAGGCGUCAGGAUGUAUGAAGUUCUCUGGGUCUCUGAAGCUGGACACAAUGGUUUUGGCUAAGGUUGUUACCAUGAGGGAUCCCCAGGCGGUAGCAAGUAACCCUCUCACGUAGAGCUGUGACCGUACAAUACUGCAAUACUGCAAUGAUUUUUUACUGUCAUAUGUCAUUAUGUUUCUUUUUCGUAUUCCUUUAAAAAAUAUAUAUGUAUAUAUGUUUAUAUUUGUCGAGAUCUGUAGUCAACAUAUAAGAGGCCAGUGGCGGGAAUAGAGUUGUGGAAGGUAGUGGUUGUUUGCUGCUGCAUGAAAUGAUUAAGAAACUAAAUUUAACAUAGUUAGACAUCGGAAAAAUAAUAAAAAAUGACAGAAUGGAACAGAUUCAGCUUUCUAUUGCUGUUGGACUCCUGUAUAGAGAGGCAGAGAAGAAGAGCCAGAAGGCGACGGUGUAUGGAGAGGAGAUGUGCCCUAUAUUAGCAUGUCUCUCUAGCUUUGAAUGGUUCGUAUCAUUACGCUCUCUUGUCUGUUAUGUCAUUUUAGUGGAUGUAGCAGUUUAUUUUCUACACCUAAAUAA